Messenger RNA from Paracoccidioides brasiliensis Pb18, 3021 nucleotides. RefSeq lists its product as uncharacterized. The transcript is spliced from 6 exons. Bases 1 to 3021 code for a protein of 1006 amino acids. The record is from RefSeq and is a predicted model, not a curated record. Gene Ontology annotation, molecular function: DNA-binding transcription factor activity, RNA polymerase II-specific. Gene Ontology annotation, biological process: positive regulation of transcription by RNA polymerase II; aromatic amino acid catabolic process. Gene Ontology annotation, cellular component: nucleus.
AUGGCUGCCAGGGUUGCCCCAUCCUCAUCCUCUACCCCCUCCUUCUCCUCGCUGCCGACUCUUCACCAUUCACACUCGCACUCACAUCUGCAUUCUCACUCUCACCGCCACCAGCCCGUCCAACCCCACGACGCCAAUAACAUCCCCAAUAACUCCCCACCGAAUCCCACCACCAAGAAUAGGACCAGCCCCCAAUUCAAUAAUUAUCCCCAACACAAAACGCCACCCCCGGAUUCUCCCCGCGAAAAUCGACCUCCCCCGCCCCGCAGCACCGUCGUGGAUACCAGGCCUGCGAUCCGUGUCGCAAAAGAAAAAACCGCUAGGAAAUCUUCCAGGUCGAUGUCUGUUGGCCAGCAACAGUCUGGUCAUCGGCUUCACUCGCUGCCGGCUGGCUCCAGAACUGGGGUGGUUAACUGCUGCACUGCAGAUGGGGUAGGGGUGGGCGUUGGAGUUGGAGUUGGAGUUGGGGGCGGUGAAACUGGAGGAGCAGGGGUAGGGUUGAUAAACCCAGAUGCAUCGCUGAAGGGUGGAUAUACGGAGGAUAUGGACUAUGCGAAUGCUGCAAGGGCGUGGUCGAGGUUUCGCUUUAUAAGGGCGGGAUGGUUUAGUAUUGAUGAGGCUAUGAGAUAUAUUGUAUACUACUACGAACAUCUUGCCCCCCUAAGCCCCAUCGUUAUACCAGAUUACAGCUCCCCAGCAACCCAUUUGACCUUACUAACCGAAGAGCCCGUCCUAACUGUAACUAUGCUCACUAUUGCCUCCCGCCACAUGCCCCUGACAGGUAAUGGCGCUAGCUCUCGCGCCCACUCCAUUCACGAGAAGCUCUGGUCCUACUUGCGGGGCAUGAUCGAGCGCCUCUUCUGGGGCCAGGAGAAGUUUGACGGUGGCACGCUACCAUCCCAAAUGUCCAAAUUUUCUUUGAAUCCCGGCCAAUCGAUUUCCAGCAGAGGCCAUUUGAGGUCUUUGGGCACGAUAGAGGCUCUCUUGUUAUUGACUGAUUGGCAUCCACGCGCUCUGCAUUUCCCACCCGGUGACGAUGAGAAUACACUGCUGGAUAUUGAUCCGCAAUUUCUCACGCAGAUUCAGAGUGCAGAUAACCAUGAAUAUAACGGCAUGGUCGGUUCCAAAAACCAGAGCCACAGUCUUAGUAACAGUAACAGUAACAGCCACAAUGGCUCUGGUUCAGAGGGCCGUCUGGCAUUUUACAAAUGGCUCGAACCCGUCUGGCGCUCAGAUCGCAUGUCAUGGAUGCUCCUCAGCGCCGCGCAAGCUCUCGCCUUCGAGCUAGGCGUCUUCGACCCCAAAAAUAACCGGCUGUCAAGUCCCACCAGCACCACGGAAUCGUUCGCGGAACGGAUCCGCAAACGGCGCGUGCGCAGGCUUAUACUCGUCUAUAUAUCGCAGAGCAGCGGCCGGCUGGGGAUUCCUUCCAUGCUUCCACUACCGCAGUGGGGGAUCAAUAUGGAUCCUGGAUUGUCGCUGGAGGAGUCACGGUUGCUGGACCCCAAUGAGGACCGCUCGAUUGACCUUAUGCAGGAUUGCUGGAUGGAUAUCUCAAAGAUUAUGUAUACGAGCAACCAGGUGCUGUUUCAGAGUAAAGAGCAGACGUCGAAUUUGAUUAAAAGUGGGAGGUAUAGAGAGCAGAUUGAUAAGUUUACUCCGUCGUUGAGGGAGUUUAAGGGGAAGUUUGAUCGGGUUUCUAUGCCGGCCCAUAUGCGACAUAUUCUCGCGAUCGAAUAUGAAUAUACUCGGCUAUACAUCAACUGCCUCGCGCUUCAAGCAGUCGUGGAUAGAUGGACGACAAUGACUAUCGAAGUCCAAAAUUCAUCUGCGACCGCACGGCCGAAUUCAACUGGUCAGGCAAAUACACCUACCCCUACUGCAACUACAACGGCCACUGCCUCCUGGCGCGUCCUCAUGGAGCAAUACCAGGUCAACGAACCGUAUAUACAAGAGGUGGUGGAUGCGUCCAGGCGCAUUUUGAAAACUGUUCUGGAUGGUCUUGUCCCCGGUGACUCUCUGAAACAUGCUCCCGUUCGCACUUUUUUCAGAAUUCUAUCGGGGAUGAUAUUCAUUCUGAAGACAUUUACCCUAGGAGCCAAAGAAGAUGAAGUUCGCAUCUCCCUGGACUUGCAGGACCGUACUAUCGAAUCCCUACGUACCUGCGUCGUCGACGACGUCCACCUCAGCGUCACAAUAGCUGAUCUGCUCCAGCUCCUAACCUCCAAUAUCCGCAACAGAUUCCUCCGCUUCGCGCCCCCAGACCGCGUCACAGGCGAAUGCCCCAGUCGCGAACGAACUCCGCUGCCCCAACCGCAACCACAGCCAUUACUCUCCUCGCCAUUGUCUACACACCAAUCGCCCCAUCCACCCGACCAGCAUCUAAACAACCACACCCUAUCCCAACAGCCGGAUCAGAACCAGAACCAGAAUGACUUCCACAGUCCCUCAAGGUGGCACACCACCAACGCCCACACCACCAACGCCCCGAGCCCCUUCCAAUUCGACGCAAACCAUCACCACCACACACCAUCCACCUCCGCCCCAUCAACCCACACAGACCCGCUCGCAAGCAUCCCCGCCAAACCCCUCAACUCCACCAGCCUAGGAAUCUCCUUCAUGCCCCCGCCUGCCUCCGUCUUUUACAACUACUACGACCCCAGCACCGCCUCGCUAAAAAUGGACUUGGAUGGCGAUCCUACCGCCACAGCCACAGCCGGCGCAGGCGCAUCGCCCAUCACUAUCGCGCCGGAGGUUAUCAGUAACCAAAACACCAGUAACGGGAACGAUGGGUCAGGUAUGGCUAAUGGUGCUGGUGCUGGUGCUGGUGCUGGCGGUAAUGGGGGCGCGCAGUCUGACUGGUUUGCGUUACCGCUUGAUCAGUUCUUUAAUAAUGCGACGAUGGGGGUUGAUCAGGGGCUGGGGGGAACGGGGCCCAUGGUGGGUGAAUUUGACAUGCUUGAGGUGUUGUUGAAGGAGCAGGAUGAUAUGGGGAAUGGGUUGUCGGGGGCGUUUUUGUAG